Messenger RNA from Nezara viridula (southern green stink bug), 431 nucleotides. NCBI's taxonomy places the organism in Eukaryota, Metazoa, Arthropoda, Insecta, Hemiptera, Pentatomidae. The record is from the annotation of a GenBank genome assembly.
ACAUUACAGAGAAAAAAAAAAAGAAAAAAAGAAAAUUGGAUUUAUACAUCCCUCAAAAUGCUUAGAAAUCUGACCUAUGCAUUCAAAUCUUCCUCAUAUGUCUACCCACUUGUCCGUCUGCCUCUCAACGGGAUGAGAUAUUCGACCAAAGGGCCCAAACAGAAAGGACCCACAGAGGAAAAGCUCACUCAGAAAGGACCCACAAAGGAAAGGCCCAAUCACGAAGGACUCCCUGUGGAAUAUAUCAAGUGCAGUUUAAAAUAUAUUAUUAAUGAUUUAGAAAAAAUGCAAUCAAUGGUGCAAAAAAAGAAUUUUCUAAAUUUGGGAGGUACCAUAAAAGAUAUAAUGGAUAAGACAACCAGACUGCGCGGGAAGCUCGAAAAAGCAAGUAAGGUGAUUGUGGAGAAGGAUAAGUAACCAAGAGAUAUCUG